This is a messenger RNA of Spodoptera litura, 1390 nucleotides long. RefSeq lists its product as uncharacterized. Lineage: Eukaryota; Metazoa; Arthropoda; Insecta; Lepidoptera; Noctuidae. The record is from RefSeq and is a predicted model, not a curated record.
ACGCCGGUAACAGCUGACUUGUGUGUGUCGCCUCGGGUCAAAUAAAAUAAAACUACUGUUUUAUUUGAUAUAUUUUAUUCGCGAAAAGUUUACUAGUGGAUAACUGAUUACAUAUAUUGUGGACAUUAGCAGUGAAUCGAAUUAAACGAUCUUAGGAUUAGUUUUGUACCAGCCCCAGUGUUACGGUGACUAAACCUACCCUGUUGCAUAAAAAAAAAAAAAAUCCUUAACUUCUGUGCGAGUCUCGCGUGUGUGUUAUUCCAAAUACUGCAACACAAAAUAUCAUGGCCAAAUGCGGUGGAUGUGGUCAAUUUAUUGCUGCGACAGCAAGCAUUCGGUGUGGCAAGUGCGCGGUCUGCUACCACCGCGCCUGUGUGGGAGUACCGCCUUCAGCAACCCCCUCGCCUGCAUGGCUGUGUCCUGGAUGCAAGGCGAAACUUCCCAAGACCGACAAUUCUGCGACACCGGUCAAAGGUGCAGCGGCGGAUUGCUCGGUCCCAAAUAGUCCCCCCACCGUCGCCCCCCCCGUGAGUCUGGAUUUGGCGCAUGAGAUCAGAGCUUUUAGGGAGGAGUUAAGCGCUCUAAGGGUCGAUAUACGCGAGCUACGGCAGGAAAAUGCACAAUUUAGAGCUGCCAUAAACGGUUGCAAUGAGCGGCUGGACGCGGUAGUGCACAGGGUGGACAGCCUCGAGCAGCGGUUCGAGGCGAAGGACACCUCAUCGUAUGACCACCUGGAGGAGACGAUCGCUGACUUAAAACUUCAACUAAACGAGCGCGAUCAGGACCUUUUGUUGAACGACGUCAUCGUGUCGGGUAUACCGGAGUCGAAGUCCGAGAAUCCGGCGCACAUACUUAAAACACUGUCGCUGAAGCUGGGGGUCGACCUUGACGAUAGGGAUAUAGUAAACGUCGAGCGACUCGGCAUGGUGCGUCGUAAUUUUAUCGCCGGUUCAUCCCAGCACGACAUAACGGAGCAUCCGCGGCCGCGCGCCAUCGCGGUGCGCCUUUCUCGCCGUACGGUGCGAGACAAACUAAUUCAAGCGGCGCGCGUGCGUCGCGGCCUCACCACUGCGGACCUCGAUCUACACGGCCAGCCUCGGAGGGUGUUUGUAAAUGAGCACUUGACUCGCUCUAAUGCAAAGUUAUUCCAUCUAGCUCGAGAGGCUGGGCAGCGUUCAAAGUACAAGUACGUAUGGACAAGGGAGGGACGCAUCUACGUGCGGAAGGAGGACGGCGUCUCUGCUGUGCGCAUUCGCUCGCACGCAGAUAUCAGAAAAACUUUUGGGGACGGUUAUGUUUGAUGAGUGUGGGUGUUAAUAGAUAUUUCUGUUCGGUUUGUGUAUUUCACUUUGUUUUCAUUUUUUUGCUGUAUACCCUUUAUCUUGUUGAC